AUAACUAAUAAGUAACUGCUCUGAUAAUGGACAUACACCCUAAAAAAGGACAACGAGAACCGAGUCAGUCAACCAGAAACAUGGACCAGGACCCAGCAGAGACCACGGCAGCGACAACGGCCUCUCACAUCUUUCAAACCGGAGACGCGGGUCAGAUUCAACCGCUGGGCUGGACCGGAAAUGGGUCCAAGACUAGUGAAUACUACGCGGCCUCGGUUGGAGAGUGUUAUGAAGUUGAAGAAGGAAAGCUGCCACCCGUAUCAAGAUGUGUUAACAGAUUACCGCAUUAUCAAGAUGUUUCCGCGGAGGUGAGGGGCAGAGGGAGGACUAAUGAAACUGUCACUGCAGGUUCGAGUCAGGCAGCAGGAGGUUCCCAGGUCAGUGCUGUGAAGCUGCAGCCAUCUGGGGAACACAUCGUCCUGCCGCAGGUCACAGAGAGGCUGGAGAAGCCACAGGCCAGUUCAGCUGUGGAUCCUCUGAACCCAGAUCCAGUCCACCUCUCCCUAACCUCACCCAGACUCGAAGAUGAUAGUCCAGUCAUCAGUUUUACCAUCCCGCCAACGGAGGAAGAUAUGAAGCAGUUGCAGUCUGGCCCAGACAAGAAUGGACACAUUAAACGGCCACCGAAUGCCUUCAUCGUUUGGUCUAGCAUCCACCGAUGGGCCCUGCGCAAAUCCUGCCCUGGAGCCCACAUGACAGACGUCAGUAUUUUGCUGGGCUGUGAGUGGUCCAAGCUCAGCGACGAGCAGAAAAGGCCCUACUAUGAAAUGGCUCGCAAACUGCAAUACGUGCACAGACAGCAAUUCCCUGAUUAUGAGUUUCACCCCCAGAGGAAGAAAGACACCGAGUGUUUGUCCUCGGAGCAGGGAGCAGGACAGGACCCAGGUGUUUCCUUCUCACAGGCCAUGCCUCCAGCUCACUCCGAGUUGCAUGGACCCCGUAUGGACCCAUAUCCCUCCAUGAUGCUCUGCAGAGUGGGCUACUAUCCUUACUCGCCUUUUUUCCACUGUCAUCAAACGGGCCUCUACCCCAGGGUCCAGAUACACCGUUCAAGAUACCCAAAUGCCAGCAGCUCCACGGAAGAAGUGAGGAAUUACCACAAAACUCACGAGACCGCAUCAAAGAGCCUUAAGCAGCCUUAUAUUUUCACCAGCCAGCAGCUUUUGGCCAACAGCAAAGUGGAGAGUAAGUGUGGGGAUGAUGAUGACGUUGAUGUUGUUGUUGUAGGACAGAUCUAGGAGAUGUUCAGCACACAAGGCAACACUGGCACCAAUAUUUAGGCAGACAAUCUUGUCCAAAUAUAGGAUUUAGAAUAAGCACAUUCAAACUCGUUAUAAGUUAGGAGCUAGAUAUUAUCAAAAAAAAAAAAAAAAGAAUGAAUACAGGACAUCCAACAACAAUGCAGUAGUGUUUCCACUGUGGUAGACAAUUACCAGUUGUGGAAGAAGUAUUCAGAUCCUUUACUUCAGUAAAAGUACUAAUACCAUAUUGUGAAAAUACUCCACUGCAAGUAAAAGUCCAGUAUUCAAAACCUUACUUUUGUUUUGUUUUACGAUAAAACAAACACAGACAAAAGACAUUUGCUAAAACAAAUAAGAUAAGAAAACCUUAUUGUCCAUUACUUCACUUGAAAUGGAUGUAUUGUUGGCAUUCUGGCAACACAGUGUAAAAGAGACAGUAAGAAUACAUACAACACAGUAAGGGGCAGCUAAAGUGCAUACAAUUACAUUUUCACCAGUGGCAGUGCUCUUGGACUGUGUGUGUGUGUGUGUGUGUGUGUGUGUGUGUGUGUGUGUGUGUGUGU
Messenger RNA from Cottoperca gobio, 1804 nucleotides. RefSeq lists its product as uncharacterized. The record is from RefSeq and is a predicted model, not a curated record. Lineage: Eukaryota; Metazoa; Chordata; Actinopteri; Perciformes; Bovichtidae. The transcript is spliced from 5 exons. Bases 27 to 1238 code for a protein of 403 amino acids.